Octodon degus (degu) is the source of this 2268-nucleotide messenger RNA. It is a transcript of the gene Fastkd4, whose product is annotated as transforming growth factor beta regulator 4. The record is from RefSeq and is a predicted model, not a curated record. Bases 173 to 2071 code for a protein of 632 amino acids. Gene Ontology annotation, molecular function: RNA binding. Lineage: Eukaryota; Metazoa; Chordata; Mammalia; Rodentia; Octodontidae. The transcript is spliced from 11 exons. Gene Ontology annotation, biological process: regulation of mitochondrial mRNA stability; mitochondrial RNA processing. Gene Ontology annotation, cellular component: mitochondrial matrix; ribonucleoprotein granule.
ACACGUACCAAGCGUAGCGCGCCUAGCCGCGUGAGUUCAGCGCGGCUGGGGAGACGCAUGGAGGUCACCGGCGCCGCUCGCUGCGUAGGUCUCGCGCUGGAGAAGGGUCUGCUGAGUGUGGCGCUUUGGCCUCACCUUCUAGAAGUAUCACCUCUCUGCCCCCCGGGCCGUCAUGGCAGCGCACCUGGUGAAGCGGUGUUCGUGUCUGCUGAGAGAAGCCACUCGCCUAGCCCCUGCUCUGGCUCCAGUUGGCCAGCUACGACUUGCCAGAGUGGCCCAUAAGACUCUGACCUCCUCAGCCACCUCCCCCAGUUCCUGUUCCCCAAGUUUCUUCAAGGAGCUGUUGGAAAAGGAGCCGGUAUUCACCCCUUUCCCAGAGCAGCAAGAGGUGGACAGGCUCAUUGAGAAGGCCACCAGGCCAGAGGAGCUGCUCAAGCUGGUGGAUGGUGGUCACGGCCUGCACCACAAUCACGCGGCCCUCAUCCUCAUUCGGCUCUCUCGCCUGCUGUCCCAGCAGCCUCAGGACAAGGCAUUGCUUCUAAAAGACAAGCGAUUUCAGCAGCUUCUCCAUAUGGUCAGCAGUCAGGUGUCCGGUGUGUGGCACGGGACCCUCGUGAAGCUGCUGCGGAGCCUGUACACACUGCCGCUGCCUGAGACCUCACAGGAGCUGCAGUCGGUGGAGCAGGAGGUGCGCUGGCGCCUGCGCAGGCUCAAGUACAAGCACUUGGCCUUCCUGGCAGAGUCCUGCGCUACGUCCACACAAGGGCAGUCCGCCCGCGAGCUGCUGGGCGAGCUCCUGGUGCACCUAGAGAGGCGCUGGACGGAGAUCGAGGAUAGCCGCACAUUGGUGGCCAUCAUGGCAAAGGCAGGCCACCUCUCAGAGUUGCUGAUGACCCGCCUGGAGGAUAAGUGCCUGGAGCUGGUGGAGCGGUUUGGCCCUGAUGAGCUGCGGAAGGUGCUCCUGACGCUGGCAGCUCAGGGCCGGCGGUCGGUGCCCCUGCUGCGGGCCAUCUCCUACCACUUGGUGCAAAAGCCCUUCCCUCUGACGAAAGGCACGCUCCUGGACCUGGCCUACGCCUAUGGCAAACUCAACUUCCACCAGAGCCAGGUGUGCCAACGCCUGGCCGCUGACUUGCUGCCCCUCAUGCCUAGCCUGACACCCAGUGAGGUGGCCCGCUGCGCUACGUCCUUCGCUUUCCUCAAGUGGCUCAACAUGCCCCUGUUUGAAGCCUUUGUCCAGCACAUCCUGCGCAGAGCCCCAGAGGUCACCACAGCCCACCUCUGCAGCAUCCUUCUGGCGUUUGCACGUCUGAACUUUCGUCCAGAGCAAGAGGAACAGUUCUUCAGCCAGGUGCAUGAGCGAUUGGGGCCAGUGCUGGCAAGCCUGGAGCCGGCCCUGCAGGUGGAUGUGGUGUGGGCGCUCUGCGUGUUGCAGCAGGUGCAGGAGGCUGAGCUGCAGGCCGUCCUGGACCCCGGGUUCCACACACGCUUUCUUGGGGCCACAUCUCCAAAGGACCAGAGCACCUUCCAGAAGCUGCUGCACAUCAAUGCCACUGCCCAGCUAGAGCACCCAGAGUACCGGGGCCCCCUCCUGCCAGCCAUGGCCGUGGACCCCACGCCCUUUGCUCCCGACCGGAAGGUGACCCUUCUGCAGCAGGAGUUCCGGGAAGCACUGCGGGCGCUGCUAGGGAGCGCCAGCCUGGGCAGCUUCGAUGUAGCCACGCAGUACGGCUGGGUGCUGGAUGCGGAGGUGCUGCAGGAUGCAGAUGGCCAGUUCCUGCCUCUGAGGGACUUUGCUGCCCCUCACCUUGCCCAGCCAGCUGAGAGCCGCCUGCCGCCCCCCGGGUCCAGGAGACUCGCCAUCCUGCUCUGGGAGUUCCCCAACUUCAACAGCAAAAGCAAGGACCUGCUGGGGCGCUUCGUCCUGGCCCGGCGGCACUUGCAGGCUGCCGGCUUCCUGUUGGUGGACGUCCCAUACUACGAGUGGCUGGAACUCAAGUCCGAAUGGCAGAAAGGUGCCUACCUCAAGGACAAGAUGCGCAAAGCGGUGGCUGAGGAGCUGGCCAAGUGAUGUGCCACCUCAUUGUAACCCUCUGGACUGCGUACCCAGGCUUACUCAGAGGCCAGUGGUGUAUGCUGCGUAGCAAGAGGGGUCACCCUUGAGGACAGACAUCCUGGUGGCCCGCGGCCAAACUAAGGGUGACCAGCUGCUCCCCACGAGAGACAAGUCUGUUGUGGUUAAUAAAUCAUUAGUGUUGGUGUUCAGCA